AUGUUAACAAUCUCAACCCCAGUAGCAUCCGUCAGCAGUAGCACCCGUGAAAACAUUCUCAGCAUCAGUAGCACCCGUGUCAACAUUCUCAGGCUCAGUAGCACCUGUAGCAACUUUUUCAGCAGCAGUAGCACCCGUGUCAACAUUCUGGCAGCCGUGCCAGCAAACAGCAGUAGCACCCGUGUUAACAUUCUCAGCAACAGUAGCACCCGUGUAAAUAUUCGCAGCAGCAGUGGUACCCGUGCCAACAUCGUCAGCACCAGUAGCACCCAUGUCAACAGUCUCAGCAGCAGUGGCAGCCGUGUCCACAUUCUCAGCACCAGUAGCACCUGUGUCAACAUUCUCAGCAUUAGUAGCAGCCGUGUCAGCAUUCUCAGCAACAGUAGCACCUGUGUCAACAUUUUCAGUAGAAGUAGCAGCCGUGUCAAUAUUUGUAGCUGCAGUAUCACCCGUGUCAACAUCGUCAGCAACAGUAACAGCCGUGUUAACAUUCUCAGCCCCAGUAACAGCCGUGUUAACAAUCUCAGUCCCAGUAGCAGCCGUGUCAACAUUCUCAGCACCAAUAGCAGCAGUCAACUAGUAGCAGCCGUGUCCGCAUUCUCAGCAACAGUAGCAGCCGUGUCAACAUUUUCAGCAGAAGUAGCAGCCGUGUCAAUAUUUGCAGCUGCAGUAUCACCCGUGUCAACAUCGUCAGCACCAGUAACAGCCGUGUUAACAUUCUCAGCCACAGUAACAGCCGUGUUAACAAUCUCAGCCCCAGUACCAGCCGUGUUAACAUUCUCAGUAGCAAUAGCAGUAGUCAGCUGUGUUAACAUUCUCAGCGUAAGUAGCAACCGUGUCAACAUUCUCAGUAACAGCCGUGUCCACAUUCUAAGCAGCAAUAACUCCCUUGUUAACAUUCUCAGCAGGAGUAGCACCCAAUCAAUAUUCUCAGCACCAGUUGCACCUGUAGCAAUGUUCUUAGCAGCAGCACCCAGCAGUAGCACCCGUGAAAACAUUCUCAGCAUCUGUAGCACCCGUGUCAACAUUCUCAGGCUCAGUAGCACCUGUAGCAACUUUCUCAGCAGCAGUAGCACCCGUGUCAACAUUCUCAGCAGUAGUAGCACCUGUGUCAACCUUCUCAGACUCACAACUAGUAGCAGCCGUGUCCGCAUUCUCAGCAACAGUAGCAGCCGUGUCAACAUUUUCAGCAGAAGUAGCAGCCGUGUCAAUAUUUGCAGCUGCAGUAUCACCCGUGUCAACAUCGUCAGCACCAGUAACAGCCGUGUUAACAUUCUCAGCCACAGUAACAGCCGUGUUAACAAUCUCAGCCCCAGUACCAGCCGUGUUAACAUUCUCAGUAGCAAUAGCAGCAGUGUCAGUAUACCUCAGCAGCAGUACAGCUGUGUUAACAUUCUCAGCGUAAGUAGCAACCGUGUCAACAUUCUCAGUAACAGCCGUGUCCACAUUCUAAGCAGCAAUAACUCCCUUGUUAACAUUCUCAGCAGGAGUAGCACCCAAUCAAUAUUCUCAGCACCAGUUGCACCUGUAGCAAUGUUCUUAGCAGCAGCACCGUAUCAACAUUCUCAGCAGUAG
Homarus americanus (American lobster) is the source of this 1575-nucleotide messenger RNA. Its product is annotated as chitinase-like protein PB1E7.04c. The coding region runs from base 1 to 1575 and encodes 524 amino acids. The transcript is spliced from 8 exons. Lineage: Eukaryota; Metazoa; Arthropoda; Malacostraca; Decapoda; Nephropidae. The record is from RefSeq and is a predicted model, not a curated record.